Molecule: messenger RNA, 1392 nt
Organism: Caenorhabditis remanei
Lineage: Eukaryota; Metazoa; Nematoda; Chromadorea; Rhabditida; Rhabditidae
Exons: 7
Coding region: 1-1392 (463 amino acids)
Source: RefSeq, a predicted model, not a curated record
AUGACAUUAACUGGCAGUGGAUUACGAAUAGGAAGUAUUCGCAAUGUUUUUGGCAUGAAAACGAUAGAAUAUUCAUCACCGUCGACAACAGACUUCAAUGAAUAUAAUGAUUUGGAGAAAGAAGAAGAUGAAAUUGAUUUUGAUUUUUCAUUUAUGGAUAGUAACUGUGUAAAAGUUUUCAAAAUCUACGAUGAAGAGAAAAUUCGCCUCGAAGUUGAGCUAACUGUCCAAUCGACUAAAACAACAGGAAACAGUUGUUUCAACAAAAAAACAUUCGGGUUCUCAUAUCCAACAGCAAAUGCAUCUGGUGGUGAAGAUUGGUAUCCGAAUACUGCCGUCUCAUUACUCUUUCUCUCUGUGAUUGCCGGAAACACAAAAAUUGAGGAUAUUCUGAGUUCAGAAAAAGCAUCCAGGAAGACACUUAUUUCCACCGAGCUAGCCGACCCACCUCCAUUGUUCUGUGCCGCAACCACUGAAUAUGGACUUAUUAAUCGAGAAUCGCUCAGCAAUGUGACAACACCGUUGUCAUUUGUUGCCAGAAUGCUCGAGUUGCCUCCACCGCUAUUCACGUCAAAGUCAUGUCGUCGAGGAUACGCAAAAGGAAUCGUGGAGGCUUACAUAACCAGAAAAGGGUUGAAUGAUGUGGCUACCAGCAAUGAAAUCAAUGAGUGCCUGAAUACAGGGGCUCGAUGGAAGUCUAGUCAAUCCAAAGUCUACACUGCUGAUAUCUCCGAUUGUGUCGUUGGUGGUGCUCGGAGUGAUGUCGGGAUAGGCGUUGUGGAUUGGAUGAAUGCUAUAUAUCGAUGCUCGCCAUGGACAAAAGAGUUCGACAGUGAUUUUAUAACUCUCGAAAAUUUGGAUCGGACCCUGGAAAAGAAUGGACAUACUGUUGAUACAAACGGCAUGAAUCACCACGAGCGCACACGACUUAUUAAUGUUUUGAAUGUAUCAAGGUGGAACGCAGCGUCUCAAAAAUAUCUCACCAUAGAAGAAAUGGGAGUUAUUCAUAAGAGUCGUCCAAAACUGGACUUGCGGAAAACCUUGCAUAGCUUGUCGGAGUUCUUGGAGAGCAGGCAACUCUGUUUCAAUGGGACUAUCCCAAUUAACACUUGUGGAUCGAUUCGAUGCCCAAUUGUUACCUGUACAAGUCCUGUCAUGUCGACUCAAUCAGAGAGUGAUAUUCACUGGGACAAACAUCAUAAAAAGUCACAUCGUACCGAACAAUAUCAGUGUCAGCUUUGUGAAAACGGAAAAAUCACCAAGUUUCGAUACUUCCGACAACACAUUCUCAAAAAACACCCAACACAGCCGAAAUCUUUUUAUUGGUUUUUCGAACAAGAUAUUCCGGCUGAAAAUACUCUAUCUUCACCAGAAGUUCAAUCUUCGUCAUAA